CGGCCCAACCCCAACCCCAAAUAUUUCCACGCACGCCUCGCCGCCGCCACACCCGAUGCCACCCUCCGCCGCCGGCUGCCACCGCUGCCGGCGGCUUCCUCCCCGCCGUUGACCGCCUCCCCCCGCGCGACCCACGCCAUGCCCCGUCUCCUCGCGCCGUUCCACUCCCGCUCCCGCCGGCCCCUCCUCCUCGCCAUUCUCUCGAACACCUUCUCUGCGUCGUCCACCACGACCGCGCCGCCUCCCCCGCUGCCCUCGCUCUCCCCGCUGCUCCCGCGCCGGGCCGACGCCGCCGCCAAGCUCGCCCCCGUCGUGCGCGCCGUCGCGGACUCCUUCCGCGACUGGUUCCUCCUGCGCCGCCGCGGGGCUGCGGGGGCGGUCGCGCCGCCCGAGGCGCUCGACGCGAUCUACGGCGCCCUCGCGUCCGAGGACGCGGCCGCGCUCGAUGCGCUCCCGCUCUCCGAGGAGCUCGUGCUGGCCGUGCUCCGCCACCGCCCGCGGCAGCUCCCCGACGACGACGCGCUGCUGCUGCUCCGCCUCAGGUUCUUCGACUGGUCGGGGAGCCGCCGGCGAUACUCCCACUCCCGCGCCGUCUACCACGCCAUCUUUGGCCUGCUCUCCCGCUCGCGACGCUCCGGCGUGGUGGUGGACUGGCUCCGCCUCUUCACCAACACCGCCGCGUCCGCCUCCCGCUCGCGCUUCCACGACACGCUUGUCGUUGGCUACGCCGUCGCCGGCGAUCCCCAGCGAGGGCUCAGCAUCCUCGGACGCAUGCGCUUCCGCGGCCUCGACCUCGACGCCUUCUCCUCCCACAUUCUCCUCAAUUCCCUCGUUGAGGCGUCACUCUAUGAUUAUGCUGAUUCCUUCUCCCGCCACCUUGCUUCCAGUCCCGUGGCGACCUGCAUUCGCAUCAAGAGCCUCUGCCGCCAAUCCCGCAUCGGAGAUGCUGUGGCUCUCCUGGACACGCUCCCUUUCGACGAGGCAUCCGGUGGCGCUGCAGCUGGCUCAAUCAUCACAGUCUUGUGCCGCCGUGAGCGCUUCGAUGAGGCAGCUCAGAUUGUUGACAGGUUCCCUUCCCCUGAUGUGUACGGCUCAUGGAUUCAUGGCCUCCUUGAGGCUGGAAGGCUUGAUACUACGUUGCAGUUCCUUUCUGAGAAGAAAGAGGCUGAGGGGUAUAUUCCUGAUGGACGUCGGUAUGACAGGCUUAUUUAUCGCUUGCUUCGCAGUAACAGGCUUGGUGAAGUGUAUGACUUACUUGUGGAAAUGAUGGAGGAGGGCAUUGCUCCAGGCCUUUCAACCAUGAAUUCCGCCCUUUGCUUCUUUUGCAAGGCUGGGCUUGUGGAAGUCGCAGCACACUUGUAUCGGUCAAGAAUGGAGCUUGGGGUUAACCCUAACAACGAUGUCUAUAACAAUUUGAUCAGAGCUCUGUGUCAAGUUGGGGACACAGAAGAGGCAUGUUUGGUGUUGGAACAGGCUAUGGCAGAAGGGUACUUCCCUGGGCGCCAGACAUUUACCAUGUUUGCAAAUGUCCUUUGUCAGGAGGGGAAGCUAGAUAAGGUGCGGGUCCUUCUCGACAGUGCACUCAAGCAGGAGGCAUGCCCAACAGACAGUGUCUUGGCCAAGUACCUUGUGGCAUUGUGCAAGAGUGGGGAUGUGGAGGCAGCAUGUCAAGUGCCUCAGAUGUCAAGCAGUAAAAGUCCUAUGGGCUUGUAUCGAUAUGAGUCAACUUACAAUAGCUUGAUUCGGGCAUUAAUAUUGAUCAAGAGGGUGGAUGUGCUGCCAAGGCUCCUAUUGGAAAUGCAAGAUAUGGGCCACAUCCCAAGCCGAAGCCUCUAUCAGUCGGUUGUGUGUGCUAUGUGUGAGGUGAACAGGUAUGCUGAGGUUCUUGAGCUGCUGAACAACCAGUUGCAACGGACUGCACUACACCCUCGUGUAUGCUACAACUACUUCAUUUCUGGGGCUGGGCACGCUAAAAAGGCUGACAUGGCCAGGGAGGUAUAUAACCAAAUGGAGUAUGCUGGGCUUGAACCAUCAGGAGACAGCAAUGUCCUUCUUCUUAUGAGUUAUCUGAGGAGCAAGCGUAUUGGCGAUGCACUAAACUUCUUUAACUUCAUUCGUGACAAGAAGGCACCACGCACCAAGUUAUACAAUGUAUUCAUAUCUGGUCUAUGUGAAGCUCGCAAGCCAGAACAGGCAAUGGUGUUCUGGAGGGAAGCAAGGGAAAAAGGUUUAGUCCCGAGCAUCAGCUGCUAUGAACAGCUUGUGCUCCUGUUGUGCUCCGUGAGAGAUUAUGACAAUGUCAUAAAGAUUAUUGAUGACUUCAGAAAAACAGGUCGCCCUGUUUCAGCUUUCCUGUGUAAUGCUCUUCUGUUGCACACAUUGAGAGGUGGUGACCUUCUGAAGGCUUGGAAACGUUCAAGAGACCAAUCAGAGAAGGCAACAGUGAAACCAGAAGAGAUCCAAGGUAAGGGGGUUGGACGAUUCUUGAUUGGUGAACUUGUUAUGAUGUUUGCAAAUGGUAUUAGGAACAUGAAUGACUUAGAGGAUUUAGAAGAGGACCUAGAAAAGCAUUUUCCAGUCGAUGUUUACACUUAUAACAUGCUGCUGCGAGGAUUGAGCAUGGUGGGCAGGAUGGAUUCUGCUUGUAACUUGUUUGAGAAGCUGUGCAGAAAGGGAUAUGAACCGAAUCGAUGGACUUUUGAUAUAAUGAUACAUGGCUACUGCAAGAAUGGUGACAGGGAUGAGGCUGAGAGAUGGAUGGAAGCAAUGCACCGCAAUGGGUUCUAUCCCACGUGGUACACUAUGAGGUUAUACAACAAUCUAGCGUUGCGAGCAAAUGAUCGUAAAGCCAUCUCAUUUGUAUAAAUAAUCAUCUCUCUGCCACCACAAUCAUGCCUUGGUCUGCCUUGAUCCUCUUACUUUACUGAAACAGGCAAUCUUUUGAAGAUCAGAUCUGUACCUGUGGAAGAUUAUUCCUAAACUUAACAUUAAUGUACUUUGAAUCACAUCUCACCUGGCCCCAACACAGCGUCCAAGAUGCGUCUAGGAUACUAGUUGACAUGUAAAUCUAGUUUUACACAAUUUUGCGAUCACAUAUUUUAUGCCCAGAAUUUUGAGGUUUUGGCUAUUCGAUCAUUCGGCAUUGUUUCAUUCGGUGCAACAACCAUUAGGGCCCCACUGUAAUCAGUAAGUUAUAUCAAGCAAUGGUUAUUCUUUUUUGAUCUGGAAGCUAAGCACUAGAAAAUAGAAAUUGAAUAAAUGCUGUUUGUACAAUUUCUGUAUUAGGUAAGAUGUGUGAUGUGCUACUUGGCAAACAAUCAGUAAAUUAUACUACCAUCAAGCAAUGGUCAUUCUUUUCAGUGACCAUUGGUUUUCAGCC
Molecule: messenger RNA, 3379 nt
Organism: Oryza brachyantha (malo sina)
Lineage: Eukaryota; Viridiplantae; Streptophyta; Magnoliopsida; Poales; Poaceae
Product: pentatricopeptide repeat-containing protein At1g71210, mitochondrial
Exons: 2
Coding region: 139-2865 (908 amino acids)
Molecular function (GO): protein binding
Source: RefSeq, a predicted model, not a curated record